Messenger RNA from Arabis nemorensis, 378 nucleotides. Lineage: Eukaryota; Viridiplantae; Streptophyta; Magnoliopsida; Brassicales; Brassicaceae. The record is from the annotation of a GenBank genome assembly.
AUGCGUAUCAAAGUGUGUGUGAAGUGUGGCAAAUGCAUGAAGAAAGCAAUGAAAAUUGCAGUUGUAGCAAAGGGUGUAACCUCAGUGGCCAUGGAAGGGGAAUUUCAGGACGAGAUUGUGGUGGUUGGAGAUGGAGUUGAUGCAGCUUGUUUGGUUGUUGCCUUGAGGAAGAAAACAUGCUAUGCCACUUUAGAGACUCUUGAAGAAGUGAAGCCAAAUACUGUCAAUCAGAAGAAGCCACAGGUCGAUGAAAAGUCAGUUACAUCGCACUGCUGCGUACCUCAAUGCUCCUCGGUUAGCUACGAGCAGCGACUUCCUUGGACAUAUGAAGUAGUCAAUGAUUCCUAUGGUCCAACCACCGGAUGCUCAAUCAUGUGA